Molecule: messenger RNA, 5944 nt
Organism: Passer domesticus (house sparrow)
Lineage: Eukaryota; Metazoa; Chordata; Aves; Passeriformes; Passeridae
Product: macrophage mannose receptor 1-like
Exons: 30
Coding region: 381-4769 (1462 amino acids)
Biological process (GO): receptor-mediated endocytosis
Cellular component (GO): plasma membrane
Molecular function (GO): signaling receptor activity
Source: RefSeq, a predicted model, not a curated record
GAAAAGGAGAGGGAUAUCCUCCUCCCUCCGAGCGGGGUUGGCUAAUUUUCUUGGAAGACAAGCCACUGACCCAGAUGCAGCGCUGUCAGAGUCGCAAAGGGGAUAAAAGGAAAAAAACAACAAACUCCACACACAACGGCAACAACAAAAAAAGCAGCGCUCCUCUCAGCUGUCACCGCUUUAUCACCUGCACAUGCCUGGAAGAACGCUCUUUCCUCCGCUACGGGGAGAAAAAUCAGCUUAGGAAAGCAAAGUUUGAACAGCGAAUUCCUGUUAUUUCAAAACGCCCCAUGUGACAGGAUAUUUCCUUAUCAUUUGGAGCCCAGAGUUUUCCCCUGAUCCACCAGCCCUUCCCGAGCGCGGCGGACCUGGCGGCGGGGAUGGCUCCCGCCCUGCUCCUGCUGCUCCUCGGAGCUCUCCCGCGGGCCUUUCCGCUGCUGGAUACUAGCAUCUUCUUAAUAUAUAAUGAAGAUCACAAGCGCUGUGUACUGGCUCAAAGUUCUAAUUCAGUGACUACUGCUCCUUGUGUUCAAGAAAAUGAGUCACAAAAAUUCAGGUGGGUCUCAGAUCACCAGCUUAUGAGCAUAGCAUUCAAAUUGUGCUUGGGAGUGCCUUCGAAGAAAGACUGGGUUCCCAUCACUCUGUAUCCUUGUGACAAGGCUAGUGAACUUCAGCGAUGGGAAUGCAGAAAUGAGACUCUCUUUGCAAUCCAAGGGGAAGAUUUGUUUUUCAACUAUGGAAACAAACAGGAAAGGAAUAUUAUGCUGUACAAGGGAUCUGGUUUAUGGAGUAGGUGGAAAGUCUACGGAACCACAGACGAUCUGUGUUCUCGAGGCUAUGAAGAUACCUACACAGUGAAAGGAAAUGACAAUGGAGCCCCUUGUGUAUUUCCUUUUAAGUUUGGUGGUAAAUGGUAUGCUGAUUGCACAAAUGCUGGCAGAUCAGAUGGCUGGUUCUGGUGUGGAACCACUUCGGACUAUGAUGUUGACAGAAAGUAUGGAUUUUGUCCAAUGAAAUUUACUAGCAGUGAUUUGUGGAACACAGACCCUUUAACAAAUGUCCAGUACCAGAUAAACUCUGAGACAGCUCUGAAAUGGCAUCAGGCAAGAAAAAGUUGUCAGCAGCAGAAGGCAGAGCUAUUGAGCAUCACAGAGUUACACGAACAAACAUACCUGACAGGUCUGACUCGCACGCUGAGCUCAGCUCUCUGGUUUGGUCUCAACAGUUUGAAUUUCAACAGCGGAUGGCAAUGGGUUGGUGGUGCUCCCUUUCGGUACUUAAACUGGGUUCCAGGCCAUCCUUCUCCAGAACCUGGAAAAAUCUGUGGUGCAUUGAAUCCUGGCAAAGGUGCUAAGUGGGAGAACUGGGAAUGUGAUAAGAAACUUGGCUAUAUUUGUAAACGAGGAAAUGCUACUUUAGACUCUUUCAUUAUUCCUAGAGAGACUAAUGUGCCUAUUAGGUGUCCUGACCAAUGGAUGUCAUAUGCUGGUCACUGUUACAUAAUUCAUAGGGACCCCAAAAUAUGGAAAGAUGCUUUAACAUCUUGCAGGAAAGAGGAUGGAGAUCUGGCAAGCAUCCAUAAUGUUGAAGAAUACAGCUUUGUUAUUUCUCAACUUGGGUACCAGCCAUCUGAUGAGCUGUGGAUUGGGUUGAAUGACCUCAAGGUUCAGAUGUAUUUUGAAUGGAGUGAUGGAACACCUGUCACCUACACUAAGUGGCUUCGUGGAGAACCCACUCAUGCAAACAACAGGCAAGAGGACUGUGUUGUUAUGAAGGGAAAGGAUGGAUUUUGGGCAGACCAUUCUUGUGAAAAGAAAAUUGGCUACAUCUGUAAAAGGAAACCUAUGUCAGAUGCUCCUACAGAAGAGGAAACAAUUGACAUGGGCUGCCAGAGAGGCUGGAAAAGACAUGGUUUUUAUUGUUACUUCAUUGGAAAUACAUUUGUAACAUUUUCUCAAGCCAAUCAAACCUGUGGAAGGCAUCAGGCUUUUUUAACAACAGUUGAAGACAGGUAUGAACAAGCCUAUCUGACCAGCCUGGUUGGACUGAAAACAGAAAGAUACUUUUGGAUUGGACUUUCAGAUGUAGAAGAAAAAGGAACGUUCAAGUGGUCUAAUGGUGAAUCUGUCUUAUUUACACACUGGAAUUCUGAAAUGCCUGGAAGAAAGCCAGGUUGUGUUGCCAUGAGGACUGGAAAAGCAGGUGGAUUAUGGGAUGUAAUAAAAUGUGAAGAAAAAGCAAAGUUCAUAUGCAAAGUGUGGGCAGAAGGAGUGACACUUCCACCAGUUCCCACAACAACUCCUGUUCCCCGGUGUCCAGAAGGCUGGGAGUCAAGCAAUCGUAUUAGCUUCUGUUUCAAACCUUUUUCCAGAGCAGAGCACAAGAAGACGUGGCUGGAGUCGCAGGAGUUCUGCCGGUCCAUAGGAGGAGACCUGGCCUCCAUUAACGGCAAGGAGGAGCAGUACGCGAUAUGGCGCUCCAUCGCAAACAAUGGCUAUUACCACCAGACUUUCUGGAUGGGUUUAUACUACUUGAAUCCAGAUGAUGGCUUUGCUUGGAGUGAUGGAUCUCCAGUGAGGUAUGAAAACUGGGGCUUUGGAGAACCAAAUAAUUAUCAAGGAGUUGAACUUUGUACAGAGAUCAGUGGUGAUUCCAGCAUGCUUUGGAAUGACAGGCACUGUGAUUAUAUGUAUGGAUGGAUUUGCCAAAUAAGAAAAGGGGCAAGUGCGAAGCCUGAACCAACAGAAUCCCCUACACCUGAAUACAGGACUACUGAGGAUGGAUGGAUUAUACACGAAGACAAACAGUACUAUUUCAGCACGGAGACUGUUCCUAUGGAAAAGGGUCGUGAGUUCUGCAAAAAGAACUUUGGAGACCUUUCUGUCAUUGAGAGUGAAAGUGAAAGAAAGUUCCUCUGGCGAUAUAUGUUGAAAAAUGGCAAAGAGGAUGCAUAUUUCAUUGGUUUACAACUGAGUAUUGACCAACGUACAAGCUGGAUGGAUGGCACUCCAGUGAAUUAUUUGGCAUGGGCACCACAUGAACCUAACUUUGCAAAUAAUGAUGAAAACUGUGUUGUUAUGUAUAAGAAUUUAGGAUUUUGGAAUGAUAUAAACUGCGGCUAUCCAAAUCCCUACAUAUGUGAAAGGCACAACAGUUCCAUUAAUUCAACUGUUCCUCCAACAACAUUUUCAAGUCCAAGAGGAUGUCGUCCAACUUGGCUUUCUUUUCGUAACAAGUGUUACAAAAUAUUUGGAUCUACAGAAGAGGAACGUGUUACUUGGCAUGCUGCACGAACAGCUUGCAUGAAUUUAGGAGGAAACCUGGCCUCGAUCCCUAAUGAACAAGUGCAAGCUUUCCUCACCUUCCAUUUAAAAGAUUUUGCCACUGAGACAUGGAUUGGAUUAAAUGAUAUAAAUCAUGAAAUGAGGUUCCUCUGGACAGAUGGAACAGGGGUUUACUUUACAAACUGGGCCAAAGGCUUCCCGUCGGGACAUUUGGGUUUAUACGCGUAUAGCGGCCAGGCUGAUUGUGUUGCCAUGAAAAACAAAUCUGUUAAGGAAGCAGGAAAGUGGGCUGAUCAGAGUUGUGAUAACAACAGAGGAUAUAUAUGCCAAAUUAAUGCAGAGGCUGAAUUUCUGCCUUCUACAACUUCAUCCCCAUCCAACAUCAUCCGUUAUGGGAAUAGUAGUUACUUGUUCAUCCACACCAAAAUGACAUGGGAGGAUGCACGGAAAAACUGCAAACAAAAUCAGUUUGACCUUUCCAGUGUCUUAGACACCUACAGUCAUUCGUUCCUGUGGCUGAAGAUAUUAAAGUAUGGGGUGCCUGUGUGGAUUGGUCUCAACAGUAAUGUGACCAAUGGGCGUUAUGAAUGGAUUGAUAACUGGAGAAUGAAGUACACAAAAUGGGCUGAAGGGGAGCCAAAGCAAAAACUAGGCUGUGUCUAUCUUGACAUUACUGGAGUCUGGAAGACAGGAUUCUGCAAUGAAAGCUACUUCUCUGUUUGCAAAAAAUCUGAUGUUCAAGCUCCCACUGAGCCCCCUCAGCUACCAGGAAAGUGUCCUGAGUCGGAAGGACACAGAUCUUGGAUCCCUUUCCGAGGUCAUUGCUACUACAUUGAAUCUUCAUCUUCAAGAAACUGGGCCCAGGCAUCUUUAGAAUGCCUUCGACUAGGUGCCUCUUUGGUCUCAGUUGAAGACACAGCUGAAGCCAACUUUCUGACCUAUAGCCUUGAACCACUUGAAGGCAAAACAUCAACAUUUUGGACAGGAAUGUACAGAAAUGUGGAUGGACUAUGGUUGUGGCUAGACGGCAGUGCGGUGAAUUUUGUCAACUGGAAUGUAGGAGAACCUUCUCCUCAGCAAAAUGAGCACUGCGUUGAAAUGUAUGCAGAUUCUGGGUAUUGGAAUAAUUUCUACUGCUCUUCCUACAAAGGAUAUAUUUGUAAAAAGCCAAAAAUUCCAGCAACUGAAAUGCCGCUAGCAUCUGAAAUGGCACCAGCUGAAAUCUCUACAAUGGCAAUGACAAAAGAUGAGAAGGCUUCUACCCUAAACCACAGCAAAACAGGAGUUAUAGUUAUUGUUGGUAUCAUCAUCCUAGUUGGAAGUGGCCUUGCAGGAUAUCUCUUCUACAAAAGAAGAAAGAAUUGUUUGCCAACAAAUGACAGCUUUGAGAAUAAUUUGUAUUUUAAUGGUGAUGCAGUUCCUGGAAUUAGUGACACAAAGGAUCUUGUGACCAACAUAGAGCAGAAUGAACAUGCAACACUGUAAUGUAACAAAAGGAAAUGUAAUGUAAUAUGUAAUAUAAAAUGUAAUGUAAUAAAAUAAAAUGUGCCUUGUUUUAUAAAAAUUAUGCAAUUAGAAUGAAGCCAAAGGUAUUUUCUCAUGUGCAAUUACUGUACUAGCCUGUUUCUGUGUGUGUGUAAUGUCAUACACUGCAGUUAUUUUAUUUUGUAGCCAUUAUAUAAAGUAAAAGAUUUCAGGUCUCAGGAUUUGCUGAUCACAUUGGUGAAUGUGGGUCUUAAGAAAAGUGAUAAUGUUGACUAUUAUUAAAUGGAACAGUAGAACUUUAUAAAAUAAAGUAAAAUCUAAGAGUCCCUUAAAGAACAUAUAUAAGAUUUGAUAUUUCUGCAUCAGAUUUUUUUCAAACCAUGCUAUUGAACAGAUACUCAAAGGUAUUCAGUAAACAUCUUCUAAUUUUACCUUCUAAUUUAUCUUUCAAGUAUCCCCGUGGACUUAAGUACAGGCAUAGUCACUAGAGAAUAAGUCUGUAUUUGGGCACAUUUCCCCUUUGAGCCAUGUGGGGAAAAAGACCUUUAUAAUAUUUCAGUUCCCACAACUUCAUACAACACAGAAAACCACUAACGUAGUACUUGCAGUUUAUGUAUUCUAGGAUUUAAUCAGGUGAAAUCUGGAGGCAGACCUCUGGAGUGGAAAAAUGUGGUUGACAUUAGCUGCCAGUUUUGGCUGGCCACGAGCGGGUUUGGUGGUGAGAGGUGAUGAAGGUCAUGGCAAAACUUCCUUCUUAUCAGGCAGCGGUUACUGAGGAGAGGGAGGGAGAUUGUCUGUGCAUGUUCUGAAGGUUUCUAGGAGCAGAAGGUUUCUGCAUUGCUGUUAUGGUGAUCACGUGUUGGUACUGCUCUCUACAGCUUCUCAAUGAGUAGCAUAGGUUUGUGGGAUGAGUGGUGCAAGUAAAGAACAAAUUAGCUUUACCAAUGCAAUAGUUACUACUAAUUUUAUUUGCUUUCUAAAAUGGUUAAAUCAGCUACUAUUUAUGGACAUCUUCUAUUCCCCAAGGAGUUUAUAGUCCUAAUUUUUGUAGAUCCUGUAAAAUGUAAAUGGUGUGUGAUUCCUCACUUGCUUACAAAGGUUUGCUAGAAUUGAUUUUGUGGUGUCAGAUUUUGCUCUGUGAAAUAAAAAAAUAACUAUCUUUGAUUUUUAAAAUA